Manduca sexta (tobacco hornworm) is the source of this 693-nucleotide messenger RNA. Its product is annotated as palmitoyltransferase ZDHHC3. Bases 315 to 665 code for a protein of 116 amino acids. The record is from RefSeq and is a predicted model, not a curated record. The transcript has 3 exons. NCBI's taxonomy places the organism in Eukaryota, Metazoa, Arthropoda, Insecta, Lepidoptera, Sphingidae.
GCUGUCAUAUAUAUCUAUGGUAGCGAGCAAGUAAUCUGUGGCGGUGAAAGAAGUACAAAGAGAACAAUUUCGUUUCAUUCAUUUAUUGAUUUUGAAUACUUACCUAUCUUUUGAAUAACUCUUACCAUGAAAUUCCAAGUGGCGUAAUAAAGCUCUAAAUUCAUUUCUGUAAACUUAUUUUUGAGUCUCACAAAACAGGAAACAUAGGAAAACUAUGAAACUACUGAAAACAUUAUCUUCGACCGACGCUAAAAUUUAGGUUGGUUGCUAUUUCUUUACAAGAAUUGUGUUUUUGCAGAGAUCAAAAACAACCAAUGAUACGUGAUUUCUAUGAUAGUACUGAUGAAGAUGACAUGGAAAGUCAGUAUCAGAUUGACCCAGAGUGCUUGGUGCUGACUCCGCCAGACAAAGAUAUGCAUAACCGGUGCUGCGGGGGCAAAGCCUGGUGUAUAAAGGAUAUAUGUGGCAUAAUAUGUGCAGUGCUGACAUGGUUGUUGAUACUGUACGCGGAGUUCGUAGUGAUGAUGGUGAUGUUGCUGCCCAGUUUGUCGACGUACCCGUUCUACAGUUACGUCAACAUAUUUAUAUUCCAGAUACUGGCAUUCCUUGCGUUUGCAUCACAUUUGAGGACUAUGUUCACCGACCCUGUAAGUUUACCUUUAUAAAUAUUAUUAGCUAUUUCUAAUUUAAAAG